UUUGCAAAGAUGCUGGUUAGAAGAUAUUGUUUUCUCCAUCACUGUCCUACAGCUGGGGUCCUUCUUUGGUUCCUACUGUCCACACGGUUUACAGGGAAUAAGAGUGAGGCCAACCCAAAAUAUAGUAUCACUGCAACAAAAUCUGUCACAGCCCAGAUUGGGCUCUGUGUGCACAUUACCUGCAGCUUUAUCAUCGAAAGAGAGCUAACUGGAAAUGCCAAAGGACUCUGGUAUAGAGAAUAUUACCGUGAUGGCAAAUUAGUGGCUUCUAAAACUGGUUCUGUGCAUGACCCAGGACGAAGGUUCUUGCUGACUGGGGAUGUGAGUAAAGGAGACUGCUCAUUCAGCAUCAGUGAUGUAGAGUAUUCUGAUUGGUCAAGCUAUCAAUUCAGAGUAGAAGACAACGACAUAAAAUUCACUUAUUUUGAUAUCCGGCCUUUAGUAAGAGUGGCAGGUAUAACAGAUAAAACUGCAAUCACACACUCGGAGAAUCUAUUGGUGGAUAAAGAGGUGACACUCACCUGCACUGGUCUUGGCAGAUGUUCUGAGACCAGUUACAGCAUGAGGUGGGAUGGACUAGAAAACCUACAAUCUGUGUCAUCGAAUAAGCAACAUGUAACAAAUCAAAAUGGCAGCACGACAUUCUACUCAAAUAUCACAUUCAUUCCAACAAAGGAAAAUGACAAGUCUUUUAUAAGCUGUAUGCUGAUAUACGAAACUAAGAGGGUCUCAAUUACAGGAGGUAUCAUCCUUGAUGUUCAAUAUCCACCCUACAUGAAUAUCUCCAUUACAGGUGGAUUUAAACCUGAUGCAAAGGAAAACACAUCUAUUGUGCUCAGAGAAGGCAAAUCUAUUGUUCUAGAAUGCAAGGUAGCCAGUAACCCUACCUCUAGCAUUAACUGGUGGAUUGGAAGCAAUAAACAUGAGAGUUCGGUUGGUGCUCAGACAAGGACUUACAGUCUACAGAAUAUCUCACCUAAGGAUGCGGCCAUUUAUCUCUGCUUGGCCCAGAAUAAUCAUGGCAACACCAGCAAAUUUUUUAAUGUUAUCGUCCAGUAUCCUCCAAGGACACCAAAUAUUUCUUGUUCAAUUGGUUGCUCAGUGAAUGCAAAAUCCAUUGUCUAUGCUGAGGAGGGGUCAUCAUUUAAAUUAUUCUGUUCAGCUGAGAGUUUACCAGCAGCCAACCUGUUUUGGAUUAAGGAUCGUCAAAACACUAUGCAGACAUCGUCAAAUGGACCACUGACUGUGAACAAAGUAUCAUUCGGAGAUGAGGGAACAUACACCUGCACAGCAAACAAUUUAUGGGGCAAUUCUUCGAGUAAUAUAACAGUCAUGAUGACAUACGGACCCAAAUCUGUGGGAGAUAAAUCAAGUUGCUCGAUGAGAGAAAGCCUUGUCGAAUGUACCUGUGUUAUCCAGUCAUUUCCACUAACAAAUAUCACAUGGAAAAUCAAUAUGAAAUAUUACAUUACGAACAUUAGCAAUGACAGCCUUCACAUUGUUACAGUAAAACAGUCGCAUUCAAUCAGCACUAGCAACUUGACUCUGAAAUUAACAGAUGGUAAAAAGCCUCUGAUCGAAUGUAUGACUUAUAAUGAUAUCGGUGAUCUCGUUCUAAGACUUUUAGAUAACUCUGGGGACAAUUCUUUCCAAUCUAGUAUUCCUGGAGUCAUUACAGGAGUUGUGAUCAUCGUUCUGUGUUUAGUAACAGCAGCCUUGAUUUUUACGUAUUCCAGAAAGAGAAAACUGUCAGAAAAAAAUGGAAACAUGAAGACUUCCAUUGUAAGCAACUCAGAGGCAAUUUAUUGCAACACCAAUCACACUCCCAAAAUAGUUCCAGAGGAGCAACUAGAAGACCAAGACACCAAAACAGAAGAUGACUCGAUAUAUAUGAAUUGUGAUAAAGAACCGCAAUAUGUGACACUCGAUUUUUCAAAGAUGCCACCCAGAAUUGUUCCAGAGGAAGAGGAAGUAGAAUAUUCAGAAGUCAAAUGCACACAAAAACACAACUGAUCAUAUUAUCAUGCCUACACAUGGCAUUACGGGUUAUAUAUGAUUGGUAUGAUAUCUCAACUGGAUAUUAUAUUAAAUAUAUGGGAAAACUAUACCGACCAUGAGAUCAUAUGGACUGCCUUAGCUGCCAUAUUUUUUAUCGACUGAUGUCUUAGGAGGCCGAUUAUGAUAAACUGAUUUACAGUUGUUUAUAUCUUAUGUGAUAUAUUUUGACCUGUUGGACAAUAUAUGGAAGCAAUGAAAAAGGCCAAUCUUUCAGUGAGUCUGAUGAGGACCUUUAUUUUUAGAAGAUUUUCUUUGGACUAUGCAAAAAUCUCACACCAUGCACUGCAGAAAAGUUGAAUCAUGGUUCAUUGGAACUUCAAAAUUAUUGUUAGGUUAUAUAUAAAGUUCCAAUAUAUGCCAAAACUCUGCACAAUAAUUAAAGUAAAAAAUAAGUAGAGGAUUAUAUAUAACAUGAGGAAUAUGGUUUACAGUCCUAUAUUACAAGGCGAUGCCAAACCGUCUAGCUUUUGACGUAGUUGGGGCAUUAAUGCACCAAAAAUAAAGUGCAAUACAUUCAGAAGGCAAAUUAGAUUAUCAGAUGAAAAUGUUUUAUGCUCCACAUUGAUUGUAUAAAUUAUGUGAUAUAGACAGCAGAUAGAGAGUAAAAUAAUGUGAUUGGUAGUUAGAAAUAAUUGGUUUGAGGGAAUUAAGCAAUAGUUUAUUGUGGUAGCGUCAUUUUAAGAGGUAGAAUUUACAAUUUAGGGGAAGUCUCACAGAAUAAUAUAAAGCAUUUCAUAAAACAUCUCUAGAAAAGUCUGUAUGUCCCAGAAUAGGAGGUAUAGAAGUUGGACAAAUGGGUGGGUUGGCCAGAAAGGGGCAUUGGAUAUGGGUGACCCUGCUUGUAAAAUGGGUUAGUCUAACUGAUAAGGAAUGUGUCAGUCUGUUGUGCAUUAUUAUUAUUAUUAUUAUUUAUAAAGCACCAACAAAUUCCGUAGCGCUGUACAAUGGAUGGGCUAACAAACAUGUAAUUGUAACCAGACGAGUUGGACACACAGGAACAGAGGG
Messenger RNA from Pelobates fuscus (common spadefoot toad), 3063 nucleotides. RefSeq names its product sialic acid-binding Ig-like lectin 10. The record is from RefSeq and is a predicted model, not a curated record. Bases 10 to 2013 code for a protein of 667 amino acids. NCBI's taxonomy places the organism in Eukaryota, Metazoa, Chordata, Amphibia, Anura, Pelobatidae. The transcript has 11 exons.